This is a messenger RNA of Oenanthe melanoleuca, 4962 nucleotides long. RefSeq names its product androglobin (gene ADGB). The record is from RefSeq and is a predicted model, not a curated record. The transcript is spliced from 35 exons. The coding region runs from base 65 to 4669 and encodes 1534 amino acids. NCBI's taxonomy places the organism in Eukaryota, Metazoa, Chordata, Aves, Passeriformes, Muscicapidae. Gene Ontology annotation, molecular function: heme binding; calcium-dependent cysteine-type endopeptidase activity; oxygen binding. Gene Ontology annotation, biological process: proteolysis.
GGCUGGGGCGGGCCCGGCCCUGCGGCCUCCCGCGGCGUCUCCCGGCAACGCGGCGGACGCGGGCAUGGCCUCCAAGGCGGGCAGGAGGAAGGAGCCCCCCAGCCGCUCCAGCGUCUCCCCCAAAAUUGUAUUUCCUAGGCCUACUCUGCCUUCUGAUGGGAAGUGGAGAUUUCCUAUUUGGCCAGAAUGGAAUGAUGAAGAUAUCAGUGCAGAAAAAUGGGAUACUGGAAAAGCUGGAAAAGAAAAACCAGGAAAAGGUCAAAUUUCACCUGAAUUUGAUGAUCCUGAAGGGAAAAUAAAGUUGCCAGCAUCCUUAAAAGUACAUUCAUGGAAACGUCCACAAGAGUUUUUAGCAAAAGAGGUUCCUGUGAUAGUCCAAAAUGAAACUUCAUUUGACCUUGUUUCAGCAAAUGAGCACAUAUUUUGUUGUGAGCUGAUGAGAUGGAUUGUAAGUGAAAUAUAUGCUGUCUGGAGGAUAUAUAAUGAAAACUCCUUGAAUAGUGAAACACCCACACUUGUUUGGAAACCUUGGGAUCACAUUUAUACCUCAUGUAAAACUCCCCCAGAACAUGUACCACUGUACAAUAAAUUUGGAAAAUAUAUGUUGAAGCUUUAUUGGAUGGGGUGUUGGAGAAAGGUCAUUGUGGAUGACACUAUGCCCUUCAAUGAAGAGGAGAAUUUGUUAUUGCCAGCUACAACCUGCCAAAAUGAACUUUGGCCAAUGUUGCUGUCCAAAGCUAUCAUUAAGUUAGCAAAUACUAGUAUACAUGAAACUGGAAAAAGAGAGAUGGAGGAAUUUACAGUUCUACAAACACUGACUGGAUGGAUUCCAGAAGUUAUUCCUCUCCAGCCUGAAUACUUGGACAAAGUUUGGGGCUUUUUGAAGGAGAUUGUGCCAGAAUUCAAGUUGCCAGAGAAGAAGGCCCCAGAACUUGAGAUUACUGAGGAUGACACAAAAGCUGAAGAAACCAAAGACUCAGAGUUAAAAAAUGGACUUUCACCUACAAAAAAAGCAGAUCAGAAAAAAGUAGGAAAGAAAAAAAAAGGAGGAGAGAAAGAAAAAAGCAAGGUAGCACUUCAGUCUCCAGAAAAGUUGGCAAAAGCCCAAGGCCUUCAGGAUGAAACUGAAAAUUCGCCCCCACCAACCCAGCCAGAAAUGGUUGCAUACGCUGGCUGUACACCGCUGCAUUUGUUUGAAGAGGAUAUUUUUUCAUUAACACGAAUGGCUGAUUCUUCAGAGAAGAUGAGGCAAUAUGGGCUUUCCCAUAUACACAGCCAUCCUGUCCUGAUCACUAGAACUAGGUCCUGUCCUCUGGUAGCACCGCCAGAACCACCACCACUUCCUCCGUGGAAGCUUUUCCGUCAGAAAAAGCAAGUUGUUGUGACAUCUGAACCCCAAGAGCCCGUGGUAGAGAAACCUGAAAAAUAUGUUGAGAUCGCUAGCCUAUUUUUUAAAUACAAAUUGAAUAUUAUCAAAAUACCAACAGACACCCACUUUCCACAGUCUACCCUCAAAAGAGGAUUUCAUUCUAUAACCCGUCUCGCUUCUGUUACUGAAACCGACGAAAGUGACAGUAAUGGGGAUAUGAAUCAAAAUAGGAGACACUCAAAUGCAGAUUAUUCUCAGGAGACCAUUUCCAUGUUGCAACAAAAUGCAGAAGAACAUGACAAUAUCAGUCUAGAUGCAAAACAAAUGUCAGAAACAGCUGAUACUGAUAUGAAGAGCCAGACAGGGGCUAAAUCAAAGGAUGAAACAGCAUCAGAAAAUAUUUCAGUUUCCAAGGAAACCUGGAUUACCUUUGAAGACUUCUGUGUUUGUUUCCAGAACCUAUAUGUUUUCCACAAGCCCCAUACAUAUGCCUAUAAUUAUGAGAAAACAAGUUUUAAGUGUUCUGGUGAGGAAGUCUUCUAUUAUUUACUUGUGGACAGCCUGAUGCCCAUUGAAAUCCUGGUUAGCUUUUCUGCAUUAGUACACUGGUAUGCUACUGAAGAUACUAAACAAGAACAUUCAACGGGUGUGCUGAGGGUAGAAUAUUUCUCUUGGAAAUCUGUGACUCCUGGAGAACUUGUGUUAAAGAUGCAUACAUCUGCAACCAAAGCUAAUGUGGUAAAUCUUCCAGUUGGGCGGCACAUCCUGCUCUUCAGAGUAACUUGUCCGAUAGGACACCACAUUCAUCUGUGUACCAUGGUGCCAUGUGUCUUUGGAGAAGAGGAUGCUGUGAUUCCAGCUCUUCAGAAGGAGAGUUCUCGAUUUAUAGAACAGGCUACAGCUAUCCUGAAAGCUGUUGGAAAUGUGAUAAAUAAUUUCAGCAAUAAGGAUGAACUUCCUAAAGCCUUGAAGGAGUUGGAAGUAGCUCAUUGUCCUCCUGGCCUCCAUGAUACUAAAACAACUAAAGAAAAUGUCAAGGUUUUCAAUGAUGCAUUUUGGUAUUUGAUCGAAUGUGUAUUAGACAAGAAGGAUCUUUACAGAUAUAAAUUUGCCUUCAGGUCCUUCACUUUGGUUUUUAAAGACGAUAUUUCUGAGCGUGACACUGUGUUUUCAGGCAGCUACAGCACUUCCAGCUUUGUUGAUGUUACUAGUUCUUCCGUUCCUUCAGAGAGCAGUGAGGAGAAAUCCCUUAGUGGUUGGGAGAAUCGAACUCCCACAUCUGAAGAAGAAGCAGCAGCUCUCAAAAUUCAAGCCAUCUGGAGAGGGUUCUAUAUUAGGAAAAUACUGAAGAGCAGAGAACCAGGUACUAAAGAAAACACUGAUGUUGAAGAAACUUUGAAAAACCUGUGGACUAUGAUUGAUUUAAAUUUUGAACAGUAUGCAAUAAUGUUGUUAAGAGAAAUGUUUAAAAGAAACCGUAAUUCAGCUGAAAAGUUUCCGUGUUAUGAAGAUGAAUGGUGUAAGAUGUAUUUCGUUGACUAUGCAGUAACAUAUGCUGAUCAACCACCAAAUGCAUGGUUUCUGGUUUUCAGGGAAAUAUUUAUUGUCCCAGAAGACAUGCUUAUAUUGACAAAGGUGUUUACCUCUAUCCCUUUCUGUAAACUUCAUGUUUUCAAUAAUGACACAGAGGAGGAAAUGCCACUUGCCUUUUUCAAAGUGCAAUCUCAUGUUUAUCCCAAAAAUAAGAAAGGAUACACUUUUGUGGCUGAGGCACACACUGGUGACCAGCCUGUGCCAGGUGGGAAAUGGAAGCUCCGCUUCAUCAGCUCCCGUAGUACCCUUCCAUUUCUCUCUCGUGAGGCUGUGAAUAGUAGCUAUUCUACCCAGCAAUUUAAGGAGCAUUACAUACCCAACAAGGAGUUCCUACUGUUUAGGUAUUUUGUAAAAGUCACAGCACCACAUACUGCUACAUUGCAGGUACAAACCUCUAAUUCAGAUGUGUUCAUUAAACUGCAAGUCCUAGAUAAUGAGAAGGAAAUUACAAGUGUCAUUGGAAAGGGCAAUGCAGUCAUCCCAGUUUUUAAUUUCUGGAGUAAUCAAUCACUUCUGAGCUCCCAGUUAAAAAACCUACACAUUAUUCGAAGUAGUACAAAGAAGGGAUUGGAAACUGGACACUCAAAAAAAGGCAGUCGUCAUUCAUCAAAGGACAGCAAAUCUUCUUCCAAGACAGACCUUGCACAGGACAGCAAAGCUUCUUCCAAGACAGACCUUGCACAGGACAGCAAAGCUUCUUCCAAGACAGACCUUGUACAGGAACAUGGACUGGUAUUAACAGAUGAAUCUUUAGCCUCAGAAAAUUUUGAAAAUAAUGUUGGAAGUCCACAAAAAUCUUACCAGUAUUCAAUAGAGGCAUUGGUGUUGCAUGAUAGUUGGCCACUUACUGAGAGUGAGUCUUUGCUUGUUCAGGAACUGAAAGAACUGCAGAAAGAUGAAAUUAAAGUAAAAAAGAUUGCAAAUAUUCAUCACUCUACCAAAAGAUUGAAGGAUAAAGCAUUUGAGAAGAUAGAAAAAGAGAAGUCACAUAAAGAAAGAGCAUCACUUGAAUCUCAGCCAGGAGAUUCAAAAGCACCCUACUGGAUUUUACGCAUAGUAAGUGAACAGAAAGAGGCAGACUUUCUGGAGGUGAAGAAAGACACCCGGCGAGUAGAUGCGAUCAGAGCCAUGAAAGAAGCAUGGGAGUCUGCAGAGCCAGGGAGAGCUGUCAAGGCUUUUCAGGAACGUGUACGUUUUAUAAAUAAGUAUGCUGUGAAAGAUUCAGAGGAACCUGAGACUGCUGACUUAACACCUACUUCAGGAGAAGCAGGAAAGCAAGCUCCACAAACAGCUAUUGACUCAAGAUUAAAAACACAGCAAAAAAAAUGGGAGCUUAUAGACCUUAAUCCUUACACAAGAAAAACAAUGUCUGAAUCUGUGCUGAGAAAUGAGUCUAUCAUUCAACAGCAACAGAUACGUCAAGAAGAAAAAAUCAACCAGUUUAGGCAACUUCGCACGCUGGCUUUGGAAGAAAGACAAAAAGAAGAAAAUGAAAGAAUUUUAUUGAAGGAAAAUAUACUUGAAAUGUAUGAGAACCUGCAGGCAUCCUUAGAUGAAGCACGAGGCAGAGUUUACAGCAUUCGGGAAGCAUACAGAAAUCAGCUGCUGGAGGCUGAGCGCAGAAAAGAAGAAGAGCUGGCAGCUCAGGAAGCAGCCCUGCAAGCAGAGCGAAAGAAGAAAAAUGCAGAAAAAAAGAAAAAACAGUAAAGGUUUAGCAAAAAAAUAGUUGCUGUCACUCAUUAAUUGUAUUUAACAGUUUGGGAAAGAAAGUUCAUAUGCAAAAAUGAGAAAAAGUGUUUAUUAUUUUCAAGUAUUUUUGGCAACUAUAUCACAUUUUAUCUCUUUGCCUGUUGCUAGUGAAAAAAUCGAUCUAGUAUUAUUUUUAGCAAAAUGCUUGGUAUUUUGCUUCUCAAAAAACUAGUUGCUACUAUUAAAGUUUUUAUGUUUACUGGAGUAACUUUUGCAAUAAAAUUCAUAUUCCAUUCUGACUCUUCUCCCAG